AUGUAAAUCGAGUUUGAUUAAUACUUAACAUUGUUAACUAAUUUGGAAGAAGAAACUGUUAAAAAGAUUAGAGAGUUAUAUCUUUUGGUUGAAAAUAAUAAAUCUGAAACAACAAAGUGGACUGAUUCUGAAAAUAAACUAUUAAAGUGUUUGAUACAAACUUAUUGUAGUAAUUAAAACAUAAUCCAUUUUCAUGUACCUGACAAUGUUUGGAAUAUAGUUUCGAAAUUGAUUAAGAAAUCAGUAAUGGAUUGUAGAUAACAGUUAGAAAACUUAAAAAAAUUAAGAUUUCAUUAACAAUAAUGGACCAAAAAUGAGGAUGAUGUAUUAAAGGAAAUUUGUAAUUAGUAUACAUCAUAAAAUAAGUAAUUUGAUUGGAGUGAAAUUGCAAAAGAAUUAUCUUAAAAAUGUAAUUAAUCUACAAUAAAGUUGACAAAAAAUGUAAGAAAUAGAUGGAUUAAUAAAUUAAAUCCUCAAAUUUAAAAAGGUCCUUGGGAUACAAAUGAAGAGAUUGAAUUCAUGAGAAAUCUAUUAAAUCAUGGAAAAAAUUGGUAAAAUAUUUCAUUAGAAAUGAAAAACCAAAGAACUGAGAGUUCUGUAAAAAAUAGAUACUUUAGUAUUUUAAAAAAGCUGGAAUUUAAAGAAAUUUAAUUAUUAGAUAAAUAAUAAAUUGAAAAUGAACUUUAAAAACAUAAUAUAAACUAAUUCAAUAAAGUUGAUGAACUUGGAUAACAAGAAAUCAGCUUUAUUUUAUUUUAUUUAAAUGAACUUAACUUGAAGAAAAAUAAAUAAAAUGCUAAUUAAUAAAAUUAUCAAAGAGAAAGUGAUGUUAAAAAAUAAGAAGCUCCUCCUAUUGAAUUAAAUAAUCGUUAAAAAAAAAAGAUUAAAGCAUCUAAAAAAUCAAGUAAUUCACAUGCUUCUAAUAUAUUGGAGAAAGUGUUAAAACAAUAUUAGUAAGAUUAAAUAAUAGAUUAUAACAAAAUUAAGGAGCAUUAUUAGGAUGUCGUUGCUAAAAAAGGAGAAACUCUUGAAUUAGAUGAUGAAUUGCUUAGUGAUUCAGAGAAUUUAUCUGAUGUUUAAUUUGCAAUAAUGAAUAAAGAUUCAUAAAAUAUACAUGUAUUUCCAAAGAAUUAACUCAAAGCGGUUAUGGAAAUAAUAAAGUAAAAAAAAGAGAGUAAAAAAGAUUGUAAAAAAGAAUAAACACAAUCAUAACUGAAAUAACAAAUCCCUAUAGAUGGAAAUUAAAUGAUCAAUUAAAAAUAGUAACAAAUUUAAAAAUAAAAAGAAUAAGUACCACAAUAAAAUUAAUAACAUUAAUAAAUAUAACAUCAAUUUAAUUAGCCUACUUCAGAACAAUAAAUAAAUUAAUAACAAAAUUUUUACUAAUAAUAAUAAUAAUAGUAAUUAUUGUAAUAAUAAUAAUAACAAUUGUAUUAAUAAUAGUAAUAGCAAUUUUAUUAACAAUAAUAACAAUAACAAUAAUAACAAUAAUAACAAUAAUAAUAAUAACAAUAAUAAUAACAAUAACAAUAACAAUAAUAAUAACCGUUCUAUCAAGUUCUAUAUCCAAAUUUUUUAUAUCCUUAGAUGUAAAUGCAACCAAUAACUUAAAUACCAGUUAUGGGUGCUCAAGUAAUGGGACAAAUACCAGGAUAAAUGAUGGGUCCUAUGCCUGGAUAAAUGAUGAUAUAAAUGCCUCAAUAAAUGAUGGGAUAAUUAAAUGGAUAACUACAAGGAUAAAUGGCAGGUUAGAAUAUUUAAUUGGUUUCUGCUCUUCCAGGUUAAAUGUAAUAAAUAAUGUAACCUUUAAAUUAAUAAAUGGCAGAUCAAUUUCAAAAUAUUAUGCAACAACAUUAAAGUUCUAAUAGUCAAAAUAAUUAAUAGUAAAAGGUAUAAUAGAGUGAAUUGAAUUAGAUGUAAAUGCAAUAGGUAUCUCCUAUUGGUAUACCACAAUAAUAAUAUAUUCCAUUAAUGUAUAUAAUUUUGAAAUAGUUAGGUUUCCUCCUUAAGCUCUUUAUCCAUAAUAACAGUUCUAAUAGAUGGGUUAAUAAACAAAUUAAUAGAAUGGUAAUUUGAAAGAAAUGUUUUAAUAGACAUCUUAAUAAUAGAUGCCUACAAUGAAUUAUGGAAUGCAAAUGAUGCCUCAAUUUGGUGGUGAUCAAUACUUUCAGUUAAUGAAUAUGAACCAAGGAUUUUAAUUAAAGUAGCCUAACUACUCUUUUGUGAAACAAGAGUUGGAAGACUAAUAAUAGAAAAAUAAUAAAUGA
Molecule: messenger RNA, 2267 nt
Organism: Paramecium sonneborni
Lineage: Eukaryota; Ciliophora; Oligohymenophorea; Peniculida; Parameciidae
Source: the annotation of a GenBank genome assembly